AUGCAGCUCUCAUUCAUUUUCACCACGCUCGUUACAUUUGCCGUUAUUGCUGCUUCACAUUCGACAUCAAAUUUUGGAAAAACACAUGCUUCUUUGGCUAAGCGCUUGGAGCAUUCCCCCAACCUCACUGGUUAUCUAAACACUAGGCGUGACACGCCUGACACGCCCGAUACGCCCGACACACCUGACACACCCGAUACACCUGGCUUUGCAUUUGCUGAUACGCCUGAGGAUGUUGAGACGCCCGGUGCCCCCAGUCCCCCCGGUCCUCCCGGUCCCCCUAGUCCCCCCGGUUCCCCCAGUUCCUCCGACUCCGACUCUAAAAGCUCUGAUUCUGACGACUCUAAAUCAGACGACUCCGUAUCCGACGACUCCAAAUCGGACGACUCUGUAUCGGACGACUCUGUAUCGGACGACUCUGUAUCGGACGACUCCGUAUCAGACGAUUCCACAUCGGAUGAUGACACCAAAUCCGAGGGCGACGACGACGAUGACAACGACGACGACGACACUGGCGCCGAGUCGAAGCGCGAGGAGGUUUUUAGCCACGUCCACAAGAGAAUGUCGUUUGUUUACCGCGUUAACACCGAGAAGCGCUUCAACUAG
Molecule: messenger RNA, 606 nt
Organism: Suillus clintonianus
Lineage: Eukaryota; Fungi; Basidiomycota; Agaricomycetes; Boletales; Suillaceae
Exons: 3
Coding region: 1-606 (201 amino acids)
Source: RefSeq, a predicted model, not a curated record